GUUAAACAGUAAUGAUCAUGAAAGCCAGAGAGACUUUCAUAAAAUAGGCAAAAGCUUAUAGUAGUGCAGUUACUACACUUCAAUCUUCUUUUUCCCGAUAUAGUUUCUCUACUAACCCACCCAUCUCUCCACUUUUUUGCUCUUUAACUUCAUCAUCACAAGACAUGAGCCUUCUUUCAGCAUCAGAUUCAGCUCCAUUACAAUUUCUACUUCCUCCAGAAUGGGUCGUGGAAAGAUUGAGAUCAAGAAGAUCGAAAACUCCACAAACAGGCAGGUCACUUACUCCAAGAGAAGAAAUGGUAUUUUCAAGAAAGCUAAAGAACUUACUGUUCUUUGUGACGCUAAAAUCUUUCUCAUCAUGCUCUCCAGCACCAGGAAAUAUCAUGAGUAUACUAGCCCAAACACUACGACAAAAAAGAUGAUAGAUCAGUAUCUGAGUACGCUUGGAGUUGAUAUUUGGAGCAGUCACUAUGAGAAAAUGCAAGAAAACUUGAAGAGAUUGAAAGAGAUUAAUAACAAGCUAAGAAGAGAGAUAAGGCAGAGAACAGGGGAAGACAUGAGCGGCCUCAAUUUGCAGGAACUGUGCCACUUGCAGGAAAACAUCUCUGAAUCUGUUGCUGAGAUUCGUGAAAAAAAGUACCACAGGAUCAUGAAUCAAACGGUAACCUGCAAGAAGAAGGUGAAGAGCUUAGAAGAGCAGCAUGGAAACCUCGUACUUGACUUGGAAACAAAAUGUGAAGAACAAAAGUAUGGUGUAGUGGAAAAUGAGGGGCAUUACAACUCUGCUGUGGCAUUUGCGAAUGGAGUGCACAACCUUUAUGCUUUUCGCCUACAACCGUUGCACCCCAAUCUUCAAAACGAAGGAGGAUUUGGUUCUCGUGAUCUACGUCUCUCCUGAAGACAUCAAUUUGCAGCAAUGGCCUUAAAACUUAAUGUUGAAUUACUUAUUUGAAUCAACUUCCCAAAUUAUAUCUUAUUACUCAAAAAAAGUUAAAUAUUGGAAGCUGCAAACACUACUAUAUCUAAUUAGGUUUUGCUCCGACUCUGGAUUUGGUUCCUUUCCUAAUUGUCUAAAGCACUUUAUUAUUUUACGAGUUUCAACUCUUAUAUAUAUGGGUGAUGCCAAGGAAGAUGAAUUAUGAUGCCUUGAACGUAUGUUCAAUUAAUCAAUUUCCCUUUAUGACUUCA
Solanum dulcamara is the source of this 1188-nucleotide messenger RNA. Its product is annotated as agamous-like MADS-box protein TM6. Gene Ontology annotation, molecular function: DNA-binding transcription factor activity, RNA polymerase II-specific; protein dimerization activity; RNA polymerase II cis-regulatory region sequence-specific DNA binding. Gene Ontology annotation, biological process: positive regulation of transcription by RNA polymerase II. The transcript is spliced from 7 exons. The coding region runs from base 221 to 898 and encodes 225 amino acids. The record is from RefSeq and is a predicted model, not a curated record. Gene Ontology annotation, cellular component: nucleus. Lineage: Eukaryota; Viridiplantae; Streptophyta; Magnoliopsida; Solanales; Solanaceae.